GAGCUGAACUUUGAACAGUUGGUCAUCUUCUGUAAUUAACGAUCUAUGUUCACGGUGCUGCUACGGUAACGUUACCGAGUCGAAAUUUAGCAGCUAACUGAAAGAAACUGCUUUGUGUAUUUAUUUAUCUAAAGCUGUAUUUGAGGCUUUGUUGAAUUUUCGUUGUAUUUUGCAGUUUUUUGUUUUUUCUUGCUGCCGCGCUGCUUUGCACCAAUGUGUCCGGUGGUGUGCUAGCAGCAGACGAAGACGAGUGGAGCUUGAGAAAGUUCAGACAUCGUGGGAGGAUGCGGCUAAGAUACUGAAGACUUAGGUAAACGAUGUCAGCAGGCAAGAUGAACCAGGAAGAAGUUUUGGCAAAGCUGAAGAAGGAUGUUCGUUCCUUGCUCAUUUCAUCUAAGAUGGGCUUGGAGCCUGAGCAGCUCAUGCGAGACUAUGUUGCCAUGUUGGGGUAUCGCAUGCCCCUGAAACUCUUGGGCUUCAGAAACAUCAUGGAUAUGGUGAAGGAGAUGCCUGAUGUGGUGUCACUUAACUUCAGGCCAGAUGGCAGCUUAUUCUUAAAGGCUGUUGGCACAGAGUCCACACAAACGGUAGAGGAGCUGGUGGCUGAUCAGCGCACGUCUAAGACAGACAAGAAGGUCAGGAGGGGAGGUGUCAGCUACUUCUCACCCCGCUACAGUUACCGGUACCCCUCUGUGGUCCUUCCCAGAAGAGGUCGUGCUCCUCCAGCUCUCCCUGCCCAGCUGAGGACACAGCUCCGCACACUGCUCUCCAAGGGUCCACUCCGGUUAUCAGACUUGGAGACCUCAUUCCUGCGCUGCUUUGGCCGUCCGCUGCAUGUCCAAAACUACGGCUUCUACUCCACUGGAGAGAUGCUGGAGGCAGCAGCGGACCUGGUCCUGAUCCAGCAGGGCAGGCUUGGCUCAGUUUUGACUCUGAGGGAACAUAUGCUGCCCAGGCCGCUGUUAAGGCCUUUUAGUCCACCAAGGAGGACUGGACCAAUAAAGUCAGCGUUGCAUACCAAUGACAAGUCAGCUUCCAAAGGGCCAGGCAUCAGAGCUGAAACACCAACAAUAUCGCCAGUCCAAGGGAGUCCUUUGUCUGCCUUGGGCCCUGUCCCUAAAGAGUCAACGGAUGUCAGUAACAAGCCAAAGAUGGCUGAGAAGAACCAGGAAGUGGACCUAGAGCUCUGCCAGGAUGGUCACUUCUUUCAGAAACGUUUCCUCAAGCUGGAAGAGGAGCUUCGCCAGCAAAUCGUGGAGAAUGGAGUUGCUGGCACUAUAAGUCAGGAGCUGAAGGACAAGCUACGAAAGGUUGUAGGAAAGACCAGUGGGGGAUUAUCAGUUCAUGAUCUGCCUGCUGAGUACAAGAGGCUUUUCGGUGAGGACUUGCCGCUGCUACAGACUGGUUUUGUCAGCGUCACUGAACUGGUCAGUGCCAUGAGUGACACCUUCCACCUGGAACCUGCAGGGCGUGACAAUGGACUGCACUGGAUAGUCACGGAUGUACAGGACAGUGACAUUACACAAUCAGGCUCAAAGGAGCCUGAGAGUUUUGAUAACAGUGUGAAGCAGCCAUUUCAGAGCUACCACUUAAAUUAUGGAGAGUCUCCUUGGGAAGGUGAACUGGAAGGAGACGUUGGUGAUCUCGGAGAAUAUGACGAGAAAGAGAAAAAAGGAGAAAAAACUGAGCUCGAGGCCGGUGACAAUUCCAACACCAAAUUGAUGCCUUGCAGCCCUACGGUACCCCUAGAUGCCCUGCAAAGUCAACGUCUCCAAAAGCCAACGCGCCAUAGUGCUCGAGAGCUGGUAGAAGUCCUGGUGGAACAUGUGGAGUCGCCCGAAAAUUUCCACAUCCGCUUCAGCGAGUGUGAGGGGGCCCGAGCUCUGGAGGACAUGAUGAUAGAGAUGAGACGAUGUUACACCGUUCCUGAGGUGUCAGAGCGAUACCGCCUCCCUGAGCGGUUUGUCCGGCGGGGUCAGGUCUGUUGCGUGUCACCCAAAGGAAUGUGGUUCUAUCGAGUGGUGAUCCAUCAGAUCGUCAGCCCCACUCAGGUCGAGGUGUAUUACGUCGACUUUGGUGAUUUGACUGUUGUACUGAGUGCCAACCUCAAGUUCCUCAAGUUGUGUUAUUCGAUUCUUCCUGCACAAGCUGUUCCUUCAUCACUUGCUGGAAUUAAACCUACCUCUGGUAGCUGGACUCCUGAGGCGACGGCUUCUUUCCAGAAGCUGUGCUCUGAUCGCUCCCUGGUGGGCGCUUUGGAUUGUUACAUUGGAGAUGUGCUGCAGCUCUACCUGUGUGACACACACACUGAUAACGACAUCUACAUACACGCUGUCCUGCUGAGCCAGGGCCACGGGAUGGCCUGCAGCCCUGCAGCCAGUGCAGCACUUUGUGUCCAUGUCAGCCCAGUGAGUCUUUACCUUGGGGAGGGAAUAGUUGACCUGCCAGAGGUAGAAGAGGAGACCACUUCUUCUCCCAAGCCAGAAAACAUGCUUGAAGAAGCCAUGCCAGUUUCACCAAAGGUUGAAGAGGAAGAGCUUCCUGGCCUGGAGUGUAUUGAAGACAGUGUGGUUAGCCAUCACUACCAGAGUAAGAACACCAUGUCCAGUGCUCUGAUAAAUGAACAAACCCUCAGCUGUGGUGAAAUGGCCUGGGCCUUGACCAACAAGUCAUCUCUUACCAACUCCUCCAGUCCCACCUUAAGCCCUCUCAGCCCUCCAGAUUUGAUCUGGACCAAGACACCCCCUGCAAACUGUAAAGCUGAUCUUCAAAUGCUGCUGAGCACGGCUAAACCAGCUCCAUCCAGCAUUAUUUCCAGCUCCUGCCAUCCAACACCUGAAGAAGAGAAGCUCCUGCCCAAGGUUGCUGCCCCCUCGCUGGUCAGGGCUCCUCCAAUUCUGAAGACUCUGAGCCUCCUCACCCCUGACCUGGGCCAGGGUGUGCCGCUCUAUCUGCGAAACUCUGGCAUCCCGUUUCCUCUGUUUGGGACCAGGUAGGCCAGCUGGCUGACUGAGUCAAAACACCAACAUAGGAAUGUUUAUUCCUUAGUGCUGAAAACAUUUUUAUUCUGAGUUAAUUUCCAUGUCAUCUUAAUCUAUUGUAAAUUAGUUCAAUUGUAUGUUAGACUCUGUUUGUUAGAUUGAUAUCAGUGUAAUUGUAGAACUUUCCAGAGAAUCAGAAAAAAAAGGCUUUUCUUUUUUAAAUCGUUUUGUUCAUGUAAAGCAUUUUAUUUUUUAUUUAUUUACAUUUUCAAAGCCAUCAAGUCUGUGAUGUGUUAUAUGGUUUGUUUCCAUACUAUUGCUGUUCUUGACAAGGUUAAAACAUUUUCAAAUGCUCUUAUGAUGAACAUUACAGAAACGUGAGUCAUGACAAAUGUAAUUUUAUUUUGGAAAAUAAAUCUUAUUUGAUAGAAUA
Larimichthys crocea (large yellow croaker) is the source of this 3414-nucleotide messenger RNA. It is a transcript of the gene tdrd5, whose product is annotated as tudor domain containing 5. The record is from RefSeq and is a predicted model, not a curated record. The transcript is spliced from 18 exons. Lineage: Eukaryota; Metazoa; Chordata; Actinopteri; Sciaenidae. Bases 318 to 2996 code for a protein of 892 amino acids.